This is a messenger RNA of Ochlerotatus camptorhynchus, 2994 nucleotides long. RefSeq lists its product as uncharacterized. The transcript has a single exon. Gene Ontology annotation, molecular function: nucleic acid binding. Bases 1 to 2994 code for a protein of 997 amino acids. Gene Ontology annotation, biological process: DNA integration. The record is from RefSeq and is a predicted model, not a curated record. Lineage: Eukaryota; Metazoa; Arthropoda; Insecta; Diptera; Culicidae.
AUGCCAGCUCAUGUUCGCUCGUCAAGCACAGCUUUCCUUUGCACGGUUGUUCUGACAGUCCUCGAUGAAUAUGGAAACGAGUAUGCCGCUCGAGCACUCAUCGAUUCCGGAUCCCAAUCCAACUUAAUAUCCAAGAAGCUGGCUCGUCGUCUGAAUCUGAAAACAGAACGAACCAAUAUCCUCAUCAGUGGUGUUGGGGAGUCGAUGACCACGGUGUCACAGCUAGUCUAUGCAACUAUCCGCUCACGAGACGAGUAUUACACUAGUGAAUUGGAGUUCCUAGUCGUUGGAGUAGUAGUUGGAGUCGUGGCGGAUGUGGAGAAAAUGUACCGGCAGAUUGGAGUUGUACGCAUCGACCGAUCGCUCAUCCGAAUUCUCUUCAGAAAAAAACCAACAGAUCCAAUCUCCACGUUCGAGCUUCAGACCGUUACAUAUGGUACAUCCUCUGCACCAUUCCUCGCCACUCGAACCCUAGUCCAACUCGCCAACGAUGAAGGUGAGAAUUUCCCGAUGGCGAAGAAGGCCGUUUUAGAAGACUUUUACGUCGACGACCUCAUCAGCGGUGCCGAAACCCCAGAAGAAGCCAUCGAACUUCGUCGCCAGCUCAGUGAAAUGCUACAUUCCGCCGGUUUUCCAUUGAGGAAAUGGGCCUCCAAUAGCUCAGCCGUCCUGACCGAAAUUCCUUCGGACGAACUAGCAAUCCAACCGUUCUACGAGUUCUCCGAUGAACAGUCGGUGACCACCCUCGGGCUGAUCUGGGAACCGAAGUCCGAUACACUGCGAUUCCGAAUCCAGCUUCCAAUUCCUGCUACCGUGCUCACCAGACGAAACGUCCUUUCGUAUAUCGCGCAGAUCUACGACCCACUGGGCCUCGCCGGUCCGGUUAUCUCCAUCGCCAAGCAGUUCAUGCAACGCCUGUGGGCGUUGACGACCAACGACGGGAAGACUUACGCUUGGGAUGAUCCACUUCCACCAAGACUCCAAACCGAAUGGAAAACGUUCCAUGAUCAGCUGAAUCUCUUGAGUAACGUACGAAUUCCCCGAUUUGUCUCGGUGGCCGGUGCAACCAACAUCCAACUACACUUCUUUUCGGAUGCUUCCGAGAAGGCUUACGGUGCAUGUGUAUACAUGCGCUCCGAAGAUAAACAUCAGAACAUUUAUGUCCAUUUGCUGGCAGCAAAGUCAAGAGUCACGCCUUUGAAGACUCGCCAUUCCAUUGCGCGCUUGGAACUCUGCGCGGCGGUUUUGUCUACGGAACUCUUCCAAAAGGUAAUUGCUUCCCUAAAAUCAGACUGUCCUGUAUUCUUUUGGGUAGAUUCCACGACGGUGCUGCAGUGGUUAAAGUCAUCACCGGCCUGCUGGAAGGUAUUCGUGGGCAAUCGAGUCUCAAAAAUCCAACAAGCUACGGUGGGAAAUCCAUGGAAUCACGUCGCUGGGUCCGACAAUCCGGCCGAUGACAUCUCGCGUGGCCUUACUCCGGCUGAUCUUCUCCACUGCGAACGCUGGUGGACCGGACCAACAUGGUUGAAGCUUCCGUCGGACCUGUGGCCAAACCAAUCCAUCGGAGGCGAUAAUACUUCAACAACCGUCGCUGAAGAACGCAAGAUUUCUCUAGUAGCCAGCGCAGCACAAUCCAACGAGUUCUCUGAAUUCUUAUUUGGUCGCUUCUCGGCAUACUCCAAGCUACGCCGAAUCGUCGUUUAUGUUUCCCGCUACCUGCGUGCACUGCACGCAUCAGCCGCAAGCAACCAUCCAAAUGGUGCUUGUGCAGUCUCAUCGAAGUCUCUGGUACAAACCGCCGCAUUCCUCACAACGUCGGAACUACGGGAGGCCGAAAUCGCCAUAUGUCGCCUGGCUCAGCGCGAUACGUUCUUUGGAGAAGUGGCAGCUCUACGAAACGGUAUACUAGUUGAUAAAUCUUCGUCGAUGAAUUGGCUCAACCCGAUCAUUAGCAUAAACGACGUCAUUCGGGUCGGUGGACGACUCGAAAACUCCAAGGCUGCUGAAGAUACCAAACACCCAAUCAUCAUUUCCGGCAAGCACCCGCUGGCCACGCUACUGGUCAACCACUACCAUCGAUUGCUACUGCAUGCCGGACCCCAGCUGAUGAUGUGCACCAUUCGUCAAAAAUUCUGGAUUCUCGGAGGUCGGAAUCUCCUUCGUCAGGUGUACCACCAAUGUCACACCUGCUUCCGACGAAAGCCAACUCUCGUGCAACAAUCAACAGCCGAUUUACCAACCUCACGAGUAACUCCAUCCCGUCCAUUCUCUGUAUCGGGAGUGGACUACUGCGGUCCAAUUUACCUCAAAGGAGCACACCGCAAGGCUGGACCAGUGAAGGCAUACAUCGCUAUUUUUGUAUGCUUCUCCACCCGAGCGGUCCACAUAGAACUUGCUCACGAUCUUUCGACGGCAGCAUUCCUUGCUGCACUCCGAAGAUUUGUUGCUCGUCGCGGUAUGGUCUCAGAGUUGCAUUCUGAUAACGCGACCAACUACAAGGGAGCUGCAAACGAGCUCAACCAAGUGUACCGAAUGCUCAAGACAAACGAACAGGACCGCAAGCUUAUCUUCAACUGGUGCACCAACAGCAACAUCGAGUGGAAGUUCAUACCACCCCGCGCGCCCCACUUUGGUGGACUAUGGGAGGCGGCGGUAAAAUCGACGAAAAAUCAUCUACUGAAAGAAUUAGGCACAACAACAGCCACCCAGGACGAAAUAAUAACUCUACUCGCUCAGGUAGAAAUGUGCCUGAAUUCCAGGCCAAUUACCCAGAUGUCACCCGAUCCAGCCGAUUUGGAAGCACUCACUCCAGGUCACUUCUUGGUCGGCUCCAAUCUUCAAGCGAUUCCCGAGUGCGACGUCAAACCAACACCGGACAACAGGCUGUCACGAUGGCAGUUAGUGCAAAAACGAGUCCAGCAGAUUUGGAGAAGGUGGUACCCCGAAUAUCUCCAACAACUUCAAGCCCGCCAAAGGCUGUCGAUUGCCCGUUAA